Molecule: messenger RNA, 2590 nt
Organism: Bombus pascuorum
Lineage: Eukaryota; Metazoa; Arthropoda; Insecta; Hymenoptera; Apidae
Product: probable ATP-dependent RNA helicase DDX43
Exons: 11
Coding region: 283-2208 (641 amino acids)
Molecular function (GO): RNA binding; ATP binding; RNA helicase activity
Source: RefSeq, a predicted model, not a curated record
AGUAGGUUCUAAGGGGGUAGGUAGGUUCUCGUACAUGCUAGCAUAUACAACUUCAGUACUUGGCCACAUGGUGCAGCACUUGUACUGUGGAACAACUAGAACAAUGGGCAUGAGCGGAUCACUGCCCCUCUACUAUGGUUUGUAAGGCGUCCGUUCCUGAGUUUGUUUCCGCUUAGUUGGGAAGAGAUUCCUGAAGUGACAACAUUUGGGGUAGAAAGUAGUUUAGUAAAGUUAAGUUGGAAACUAAUUACAAACAUUCAAGAUAGGAAGAAUAUCAUAAUAAUGGACGUACAGCCGUACUGUAGUAAACCUAACGCAAGAUACAAUGAACGAACGUAUAAUUAUCAACAUAAUACCUUUAGAAGAGGAGAGCGGUAUCCAAAUUUCUCUCGCAAUAAUUACAAAGUACGAUAUGACCAAUCUAUAAUUCAAAUCGGUACUGAAAAAGUUGGAAGACUUAUUGGCAGAAGUGGAAGUAAUAUUAGAGAAUUACAAGACAGAACAAAUACGAGAAUUCACGUUGAUAGAUCAAGUAUAAAUGAUACAACAGCUGUAACCAUUAUUGGAACUAAAGAAGCACAACAACAAGCAAUAUGCUUGAUAGAAGAGUCAUUAAGAGAUACUGUUAGAACAACAGAGCCAGUACAAACAUUAGAAAAUGGACAAAAGGAAAAUGAGCAAAAGGAAAAUGAACAAAAGGAGCCGGAUGAAGUACCAAAAUUUCUUGAUCUUGAUUGGCAACAAAUAAGCAGGGAGCAUGAUGAAUACCAAAGGCAAAAGUGGGCAAAGUGUACUCCUAUAGUUAAAAAUUUUUACAAAGAGGAUCCAAUAAUUGCUAAUAUGACAUCAGAGCAAGUAGAUGCCUUUCGAAAGGAAAACAAUAAUAUAGAAGUGCACAUUGUGCUUGAAAAAGAAGAAGAAGAUAAUCCUGAAGUAUUAAGUAUACCCAACCCUAUUGAAACAUUUGAACAGGCCUUUCAAGAUUACUCUGAAAUACUUGAAGAAAUUAGAAAACAAAAAUUUGCUCAACCAAGCCCAAUACAGUGUCAAGCCUGGCCUAUUCUUCUUAGUGGCAGAGACCUUAUUGGCAUUGCGCAAACAGGGACAGGGAAAACUUUGGCAUUUCUACUACCUGCUUUGAUCCAUAUCGAAGGCCAGACAACACCAAGAUCAGAGCGGAAAGGACCAACUGUCCUUGUUCUAGCACCUACCAGAGAGCUAGCCUUGCAAAUUGAGAAAGAAGUAAACAAAUAUUCCUAUCAUGGUAUAAAGGCGAUAUGUAUAUAUGGAGGUGGAUGUCGUAAAAAACAAGUUACCACAGUAACAGAAGGUGUAGAAAUAGUUAUUGCUACACCUGGUAGACUAAAUGAUCUUGUAAGUGCAGAGGUUUUAAAUGUUUCUUCCGUUUCAUACCUGGUCUUAGAUGAAGCUGAUCGUAUGCUUGAUAUGGGAUUUGAACCACAAAUUAGGAAAGCUUUAAUAGACGUAAGGCCAGAUAGACAAACUGUUAUGACGAGCGCCACAUGGCCGCAAAGUGUCAGGCGUUUGGCGAAAUCGUAUAUGAAAAAUCCAAUCCAAGUAUAUGUUGGAUCGUUGGACUUAGUUGCUGUACAUACAGUGUUGCAGAAGAUUUGUAUUGUUGAUGAAAAUGAUAAGACUGAUAUGAUGCAUGAAUUCUUUCGCAACAUGACACCGAAUGAUAAAGUAAUAGUAUUUUUUGCAAAAAAAGCUAAGGUAGAUGAUGUAGCGAGUGAUUUAGCUUUGAUGUCUGUUAAUUGUUCAAGUAUACAUGGCGGAAGAGAACAAGCUGAUAGAGAACAAGCAUUAGAGGAAUUAAAAACUGGAGAGGCUAGAAUAUUAUUGGCGACAGAUGUCGCCAGUAGAGGAAUCGAUAUUGAGGAUAUUACGCAUGUUUUAAAUUUUGAUUUUCCACGGGAUAUAGAAGAAUAUGUUCAUCGUGUUGGACGUACUGGCCGCGCUGGUCGUACUGGUGAGAGUAUCACUUACAUGACCCGAAGCGACUGGUGUCACGCGAAAGAACUAAUUAAUAUUUUAGAAGAAGCUAAACAAGUAGUACCUGACGAAUUAUACCAGAUGGCCGCUAGAUUUGAAGCAUGGAGGGAGAAGCGAGCAACCGAAAGACGUUCCGACCGAAGCAGAAGAGGAAGAGGAGGUGGAGUCGGAGGAGGUUGGAGAAGAUGGUUUUAGCCUGGAAAGCUACGUACAUUUAUACAGUUCCUAUUCACUCAGGUUAAGUUAUACUUAAGUAUAUAUAUGUAAGAAAAACAGAAAUAUAUACUUUUUUUUAUGGAAUGUAAAUGUAUUAAAUCGAUAAUUAUUAUUUCAAAGUAAUUUAAGGACACUUUUAUAACAUGCGUUGUCGUGUUGAAGUGUAUUAAUAUAAUAAGUAUAUAUAUCUAACAAAAACAAUACAGAAUUACAUAAAUUUUUUUUAUUGAAUAUAAAUGUAUUAAAUUGAUAAUUAUUUCGAAAUUAAGGACACUUUUAUAACAUGCGGCUAUUUUGCAGAAGUGUAUUGUUUAUAUUUUGGAUAUAAACUGAAUAAAAAUAUAAAUUACAUACAAGAUUA